Podospora anserina S mat+ is the source of this 3036-nucleotide messenger RNA. RefSeq lists its product as uncharacterized. The coding region runs from base 1 to 3036 and encodes 1011 amino acids. Gene Ontology annotation, biological process: DNA repair. The transcript is spliced from 7 exons. Lineage: Eukaryota; Fungi; Ascomycota; Sordariomycetes; Sordariales; Podosporaceae. The record is from RefSeq and is a predicted model, not a curated record.
AUGUCUGACAUGACCACCGAGGUGACCGGCACAAGCUCCCCUGAGGCUGACGGUGUCUUUUCCGGCGUCUCCUCGCCCCUGAGCUCAGCUCCCUCGUCUCCUGUCAUGCCUGUCUCUGGCAGGCCCAAGCGCCAGGCUGCCUUGCGAGCCACAGAGAAGUUGACGAGCAUCAUUCAGGGGUUUGGUGCCUUUGACGACUUCCCGCGGGCCAACAAGCGGUCCCGGGAAGACACUCCCGAGUUUGAGGAUUCGCGUGCGGUUACCAAAUCUAUCAGCAAGCGCUUGCGGACUCGGGAAUUCUCCGAGAUUCACUCCAAGGAUGUCAAUGACGAGGCUGAGACUGACAUCGAUGCCGAGCACGGAAUUGAUGCCGAACACGAAGUUGACGCCGAGCAUGAGAUUGUCGUCAAGAAUGACAUGAACGCUGACUUUGUCGUCAAUGCCGAGUGUGGCGCCAAUGUCGAGAAUAACAUUGACCCCAACCUGGAGCGCGAAAACGUGCCUCUCUACCCAGCUGCACCCGAAAACCACGAGGCCAAGUCCGUCAUUCCGUUCCACAUGCAAGCAGACGCAAUGGAUAUGCAGCUGGCCAAUGUGCCCUUGGAAUAUUACGUUGAAAAGAUCAUGUUCAACCUGAGGGCCAUCGUUAACCAUCAAGCCGUAACUCAGCAUGGUGCCGUCGACCCCUUCUUAGCCCACCAGCAAUUUUUUAUGAAUGAACCGGUGUUUGACCAGAACUGGUACAACCCUCACACCCAAAGCUAUCAUCCCGCCGCCUACCCCUUUGUCGCUAUCCCGCCCGUGGUCAACCUUCUCGCGGCCAACUCUCCAUUGGUUAACCCUCCGAUGGUCGACCCUUUCGUCCAUCCCGACCCCGCCCAUCAGGCCGGACAGCCGCUGCCUUUUUACAACCACAACAGUGGUGCUCUGGCUUCUCAGAUCCCAAUUUGGGACUCGAGUGUCUACCCAUUUGUCGCCAGUCGUCCUGCGGUGGGCUCUCCCGUGGUCGGCCUACCCGCGAUUGACCCUCACAGUCCUAUCUUGGACGUGGCUCAGUACCCAGACAUUGACGACAUCAUCCCCCAGGCCGCCAACAUCAAGAUUAACCUGGCUAUCGCGCCUGUCGCCGACAAGGAUGAAGAGACUGCCCCUGUUGUCAAGCUCGCCCCUCGUGUCCCUGUUGCCAGGCCUGCCCCUCGUGGCCCGCCUCCAAUUCACUCGAGGUUCCGGGGGGGGUUAUGCGAGGCCCUCCCUUACUACAAGUCCUACAAGAGCAGUCUCUACAACAUCGGUCUGCUUGCCAAGGGAUUUCUGAUUGACUUGGAGGUCGAAAAGGGCGAUGUCUUCCACCAAAGCGUUGUCAUUUCGGCUGUUGGGGGUGGCCGAGUGAGGGAAGGAAGCGUAAUGGUUCGUGGUCGCGACGCCGAUGACAACGCCACCAACGUUCGAUCCAUCAAGAACGCUUACGAGCAACGUACUUUGAUUGCUAUCAUUGCGGGUGAGAAUCAUCCGCUUUACCCUUGCCAGCCGCCUGCCCCUUACGCUGUUCUCGACUGGUUCCACAUCACAUACAUGUGGAAAGAAAUUCUGAGGAACCCUGAGACUCAGAGGAUCUUUUCAGUCUGGCGUAUUCGGUUCGAAAAAGCCAACCCCUUCACGCCGUCUUGGUGGAUUCCUGCUGGGCAGGAGGAGAUCGUGACUCCGGUCACUUGUCCCAUGAGAGUUUGCUCUUCCUGUCACCAGGAGAGUAAACAAAUUUUUACCAUUGGAUGGUUCUGCCUCCAAUACGGCUGCAACAUGUACUAUCGGAUGUUGCCCGACCAACUGGUCGACCUCGAUGCUCUGGCCUACAGCCAAGCCUUUCUUGACGAGCGCCAGCCUUUCACGGGAACCAUUCCCUCGCUCAUGCCCGAGUUGCCCGCCGUCAAUUCUCAGCACCACGGCACAGAGUUGGGCCUUCGCGGAGGGUUUGUCUGCCCCCAGUGCCAUCAUGCCUGCAGACGUCGGUACUGGAACUGGCUGCAGUGCGAGAUCCCAGGGUGCGGGUUCAAGAAGGCAGCCCCCAUGACUCCAUUCCCUCAGGCAGAGCUUGAGGCUGAGGUUGAGGCCUUCACAAAGCAGAUGGCGUCCAGAAGAUCACGCCAUCAAGCCAACGAUGCCCUCACCACCAUCUGGCUUGAGAAAUAUGCCAUUCGAUCAUCUGUUAUGGGCCUUGGAGGCUAUAACGUUCGUCAGUUCUUCCUGACCGACGCCCAGGAACGUAUUAUUGGCUCCUUCACAAUUUUCCAGUCGAAUGAUGUCAUCAACGCCAGGCCUGGUGGCCCAGAUGAGCUAUUCAGGUCUUUGGAGGUGGAGGAUAUUGGUCUGAAGAGGAACCCCGCUGCCGUCGCUGGUCGUAAGUCAUACUCAUUCCAUGACAAGCUUGAAGGUUUGACCCGCCACUUCCAGCAAAACUUUGGUGCCCGCUACAAGUUUGGAGUCUCGGUACAGUCCAAGGGUUUCGCCGAGGCCCCCGCUGCCAUUCUCAAGGCUCUCAAGCGUCUUGACUGGGCCAAGAAUGUUGCUGUGUCUUCUGCCACGGCAAACUUCCCGGCUGAUCAUGAGAUUGGUGAUGAAACCAUCACCAACCUUGACGCUCAUAGCCAAAGCUUCAAUGAGCUACUCGCCCUGGGCUAUAUGGAGGAUGAUAAGAUUAAUUAUCAUGAUGAUGGUGAAAAGGAGCUUGGCCCUGUUGUCGCCGCUCUAUCACUUGGGUCGCCGUGCACGAUGAGGUUUCGCCCCAAGCGAAACAAGGGUUUCGAAACCAAUGGUUUCACCAAAACCGGUGGGAAGAAAAACCACAAGGAUAUUCUGGAGGUGGAGAUGAAGCACGGUGAUAUGAUGCACGCCGUCACCCCCGAGGGAAAGCGACGGUUCGCUCUGACCGCCCGUUUCAUCGACCCGGAGAAGAUGGAGCUUCAGGCGGACAGAGAUGACGCCCUUAUGAAGGGCACCAUCCCCGAAUACGCCGCUGCUUUCGAGUACGACGGCUUCUGA